Molecule: messenger RNA, 1572 nt
Organism: Anisakis simplex (herring worm)
Lineage: Eukaryota; Metazoa; Nematoda; Chromadorea; Rhabditida; Anisakidae
Source: the annotation of a GenBank genome assembly
AUGAGUCGUUUACUGAGAUCAUCGAACACUGUUGCAAAAUGUUGUGUACGAACGUUGUGGGCUCCAGCUGGUAUCGAGCCAGUAAGUCCGUGUGUGUGUACGGAUGUACCGGGCCCUGUUUCGAAGAAACUUAAAGCGGAAAUGGACGCAGUUCAUCAAACUUCAUCGGUGAAAUUUUUCGCUGAUUACAAGAAAUCAAUCGGAAAUUAUUUGGUGGACGCUGAUGGCAAUACAUUUUUGGAUAUUUAUAUGCAAAUAUCGUCACUUGCUCUCGGUUGGUUGAUUGGGCUGUUGUACCUUACUUACGAUUAUUUGCUCGUGACAUCAUUGAUUUCUAUUCUUAUCGACAAUAUCAAGGUUUGCCUAAUUGUCCGUACGCAUUUUGCAGGAUACAACCAUCCGGAUUUGAUUAAAGUCGUCUCUGACCCCCGUUUCAUUACAGCUGCUGUGAGUCGUCCAGCAUUGGGUUCGUUCCCGGGAAAUGAUUUUCCGGGUGAAGUUUCGAAGGCAUUAACUUCAGUGGCACCGAAAGGCUGUCCACUAGUACAAACAAUGUUGUGUGGCUCAUCAGCGGAUGAAAACGCGAUCAAAACGGCAUUCAUUUGGUAUCAAACGCAAAAACGUGGCGGUAAACCACCAACUGAACAAGAUUUGGAGUCGUGUAUGAGGCAUGAAUUACCCGGUACUCCACACCUAUCGGUACUGUCAUUCAAGGGUGCUUUCCACGGUAGAACACUUGGUGCAUUGACAAUGACCCGGUCAAAGGCUAUCCAUAAAGUGGAUAUACCAGCGUUCGAUUGGCCAGCCGCUGAGUUCCCUCGUUACAAAUAUCCACUGGAGAAGAAUAUUCAGUACAAUACUGAACAGGAUGCGAUGUGUCUUGCAAAUGUCGAAGAGCUGAUCGCAGAACGAAAGAAAGCGAAAUGUGAUAUCGCAGCAUUAAUUGUAGAGCCGAUUCAAAGUGAGGGUGGUGAUCAUCAUGGUUCACCGCAGUUCUUCCAAGGCCUUCGUGAUAUAACCAAGAAGAAUGGUAUUGUAUUCAUCGUUGAUGAGGUUCAAACUGGAGGCGGAGGAACUGGUAGUUAUUGGGCGCAUGAGUCGUGGAAUCUUUCAUCACCACCGGAUAUGGUUUGCUUUUCGAAGAAAUUCAUGGUCGGUGGUUAUUUCUAUGCUGAACAUCUGAGAGUUAAAGAGGCUUAUCGUAUCUAUAAUACGUGGAUGGGUGAACCAACAAAACUGAUAUUACUGGAGAAGGCAGUUGAAGUGAUUGAACGAGAUAAUUUGCUUGAACAAGUGAGGAGAGUUGGUAAAGGAUUGCAAAGUGGUCUGCGUAACAUUGAGAGUGCGUACAGUUCGAAAAUGCAUAAUGUACGUGGAUUAGGAACAUAUUGUGCGUUUGACUUGGAUGAUUCUGAACAUCGAGAUAAAUUCGUUGAUAUUGCCAUUUCAAAAGGUUUACAUAUUGGUGGUUGUGGUGUAACGGGAAUACGUUUCAGACCAGCAUUGAUAUUUGGAGAGAAACAUUUAGAGAUUACACUUGAUAUUUUGAGUAAAUCAAUGAAGCAAUUGUAA